GCCCAAGGAACAGGCGGCGAUGCAGGCGGCGAUGCGGGCGCCGACCCGGGCUGGGGGGCGCCCGAGCUGCCGCGGCUGCGCCCGGGCUCCAGGCAGGACCGCGUAGCUCGCGGGAGGACCAUGGCGUCCCCGGCGCUGGCGGCGGCGCUGACGGCGGCGGCGGCGGCGGCGGGCCCCAACGCGAGCGGCGCCGGAGAGGCCAACGCCUCGGGGGCUGCCUGGGGGCCGCCCCCCGGCCAGUACUCGGCGGGUGCCGUGGCAGGGCUGGCGGCCGUGGUGGGCUUCCUCAUCGUCUUCACCGUGGUGGGCAACGUGCUAGUGGUGAUCGCCGUGCUGACCAGCCGGGCGCUGCGUGCGCCGCAGAACCUCUUCUUGGUGUCACUGGCCUCGGCUGACAUCCUGGUGGCCACGCUGGUUAUGCCCUUCUCGCUGGCCAAUGAGCUCAUGGCCUACUGGUACUUUGGGCAGGUGUGGUGCGGCGUGUACCUUGCGCUAGACGUGCUCUUCUGCACCUCGUCCAUCGUGCACCUGUGCGCCAUCAGCCUGGACCGAUACUGGUCCGUGACGCAGGCCGUUGAGUACAACCUGAAGCGCACGCCGCGCCGCGUCAAGGCCACCAUCGUGGCCGUGUGGCUCAUCUCAGCCGUUAUCUCCUUCCCGCCGCUCGUCUCGCUCUACCGCCAGCCCGAUGGCGCCGCCUACCCGCAGUGCGGCCUCAACGACGAGACCUGGUACAUCCUGUCCUCCUGCAUGGUCUCCUUCUUCGCGCCGUGCCUCAUCAUGGGCCUGGUCUACGCGCGCAUCUACCGCGUGGCCAAGCUGCGCACGCGCACACUCAGCGAGAAGCGCACGCCUGGGGGCCCCGACGGCGCGUCCCCGACGACGGAGAACGGGCUGGGCGCGGCGGCGAGCGCGGGCGAGAACGGGCACUGCGCGCCCCCGCGCCCCCCGCGCGCCGACGUGGAGCCCGAGGACAGCAGCGCGGCGGCCGAGAGGCGGCGGCGCAGGGGCGCACUGCGGCGGGGCGGGCGGCGGCGCGCGGGCGGCGAGGGGGACGCGGGCGGCGCCGAGGAGCUGGGGCCGGGAGCGGCUGAGCCCGGCGCGCUGACCGCCGCCAGGUCCCCGGGCCCCAGCGGGCGCCUGUCGCGCGCUAGCUCGCGCUCCGUCGAGUUCUUCCUGUCGCGCCGGCGCCGGGCGCGCAGCAGCGUGUGCCGCCGCAAGGUGGCCCAGGCGCGCGAGAAGCGCUUCACCUUCGUGCUGGCGGUGGUCAUGGGCGUGUUCGUGCUCUGCUGGUUCCCCUUCUUCUUCACCUACAGCCUGUACGGCAUCUGCCGCGAGGCCUGCCAGGUGCCCGGCCCGCUCUUCAAGUUCUUUUUCUGGAUCGGCUACUGCAACAGCUCGCUCAACCCGGUCAUCUACACCGUAUUCAACCAGGACUUCCGGCGCUCCUUCAAGCACAUCCUCUUCCGACGGAGGAGAAGGGGCUUCAGGCAGUGACCCGCGCGCCCCCCCUCGCGCGGAGACCUGGACAGCUCCGGGCGGAGGGGCGGGCUGGCGUGGCCCCCCCAGGAGAAAGUGAGAGGGCAGCUAGGGGUGCAAGGACCUAGGGAUGGAUUGGCCUCCAGGGCGCAGGGGAGGGUGGACAGCAGGCCAGGAGCGUGGGCUUAGAGACCGCAGUGCCUCCGGGGAGGGGGCAGGAGAGAGGGGAGAUCCCUCUGCCUUCCCAUCUCAGCAAGGGCCUGCUUCUGGGGCUCCAGACCUGCAUCCAGCUCCGGGGGCCCUGUCAGGGUGUGGCUGUGAGGUGGAGGUCGUAGACAGCAGUGGCGUAUGCAACCCCCAAGUGAGGGAGCAAGGAGCCCCCCCGAAACACGCACCACCGCCCCGGACCGCAUCUGAGCAAGGGCUGACUUCCCCGGGACCAGCGGGGGUGGCUGUCUGGGGGGAAGGAAAGAGCGCUGACAAUCUUUGGUUACUGCAAGUAUUAAAUGUUUGCCAAAAAUGACAGCCAAACAACCAAACUAUUUUCUAAAUAAACCUUUGUAAUCUAAGUGUUGGGUGCAGCAGACAGUCCUUCAGCGGCUGGGCAGGGGGCGCCUUCCAGACGCUCACCCUGCCUGACCUCCUGCCAGGGGUGGAAGGAGGGCACUCUAGUGCACCAGACUCCAGCCAACCCCUCCCCCCCUUGCAUGAGAAGGAGGGGGUCUUUUUUUAAAGCAAAAUGUUUUACAUAAUACAAAAUAUAUACUCAAAAUUCUUGUGCUGUAACCGGCUAGGAGGCAAAAGAAAUCAAGAGCCCUCAAAUUUACAUCCUGGAGAACUGUCCUCCCUUCUUCCCCAUCCCGCCCCCUCCCCAUCCUUACCCGCCUGGCAGGAAGCCCCCUCCUCAGCUGGGGAAGGCGGGGCUCUCACUGCCCAGGCGGCAGUUCUGUCCUCCAGUCCUUUGGGCCAGCCGGUGCCUCUCAGCCUGGGGUGGGCUUGCCACUGUGGAGGAGAUAGAGCAGCUGAGACCCGCCCCACCCACAGGUUGGGUGGAGACAAGGUCAAAAGCACGCCCCCAGACCCUUAUUCCAGACCAGAGGCCUUUACCAGUUUCUUACUGUUUUUGAGUAUGAGGCUCAAAAGCAGUGGCUGGGGAGGGGGCUGGAGCCUGCCCCCUGGUCCCCAACUCCCACCUGCCCAGGGCGGCCCAGCCUUGCCCCAGCUCAGCUCUCUCCCGUGUCCAUGCUCACCCCACACUCAGGCUUCCAGCCCGCACCAUGGCGCCCAGGAGCUCUGCAGAGCUGGGGCGGCUGGGUGGGAGCAGGACCCAAGUACUGCAAGGAGGGCAGAGGUCCCCCCCUAAUCACACAGGCACACGCACAGACAUGCACGUGCAUGAGCUUGGCGGGCUGGAGGGGCUCGUGCUGGGGGUCCCUGCUGUGACCAUCCAGUCCUCCUGUCCUUCCCUCCGGGGGCCCCUCGGCCUUUCCAUAUGUACGUCCCCCACCCUGGCCCCUGCCUGGCAGCCCGGCUCUCUCCUGGGUCGCUGCCCAUCUGUCCUUGUCUGUUCCGGGGAGGGGUCAGCCCUGGUCCUGCCUUUCGUCCCCAAGUCCCUAUCCUCCAAAUCAUGAGGCAGACAGGCCCCUCCCCUGGUCUGACUUUCCAGGGCUGACUCUUGGGAAAGAACCCCCCCACGGCAGCUGCCCAGCCUCAUCACCGUGAGUUAUGGGUCCUCAGGACACUCCAACCCAGAAGAGCUCUCCUGGAGGGUCCACACUGAGUCACCUGUAGGCUCUCCCAGCUGCUGUGUUCAGGCUCAGUGGUCGGUGGGGAAGUCAAGACCCAGGGAUGGUGGGGAGAGAGGGGUGGAAACGGCUGGCCAAGCCCGGUUGGAACAUCUCUGACCUCCCACCACCAGGCAGGGGCCAGGACAGGGUGUCCGUGUUGUAGGCCCUGCUCUGUUGCAGGAUUGCUGAGCCAGCUCAGACAAACGCCUGCCCUCUCUGGACUUCAGUACUCCUCUUGUGAAGUGGGGGGAUUGCUGGACGCUCAGGCCCUGCCAGGCCUGACAAUCUGUAUUCCAAUCUGCCAGCCAAGUCUGGGGCCCAGGAGGGUGACCUUCUCUUGGAGGUGGCAUGGCCGACACUGGUCCUGCCUCUGAGCUGCAGGGCCUCCUCGUGCAGUGGGGUCCCCCCACCCCCCGCCAGGGCUCCUGGGGGAUGAGCUCUGAGUGUGUCACAGCAGCACGUAGCCUGGCCCACGGCCCAGGGAAGAAUGUCAGCACGCACACCCUCCUCCGUCCCUCCCUAGUCCCGAGAACUGCACCUUCCAGCGUGGUCAGCGGGGCUGCAGGCGCCGGUGCCUAAUACCCCAUUCAGCCGGCAGAUGUUCCCCGCUUGAUCGUAAUUGCUGCCUGGAGAGCCAUUCUUCUCAGCUGGAUAAACAGAGACAGACCCUCUCUUCUCACCCAGCCCUGUGCAGGGAGCUGGCCCGAGCCUUACUCCCAAUCUCACUGCCUGCAUGGGUGAGGUGGGGAUGCUGACACCCCCUGAGGUGUCCAUGAGCAUCAACUGCUCCCAGCGCGGUCUGGAGCUGUCCUUCGGGGGGAUUUCUCUGGUGUACAGAGGAGGGGCUCAGACCUCUGUCCACCUGUCCACUGCUUGUCCAGCAGGUCCGUCCUCCGCAGCCUGCUCAUUCACCCAGUGGCUCUCCUCUCUUAUGGGCAUUUCACCUCUACUCCACAGUCAGUGCCAGGCGCAUUGCCACGCCCAGUCUGUGGCUGAGGAAACUGAGGCCCAGAGUUGACCGUCCAAUCCAGGAUCCACAAGUAUUGAAGGCAGAGCCGCCUGUGAACCCAGAAACACCCGGCUUUGGGAAGCGUGUGUCCCCAGCACCCCAGCUCUGGCCCUGUGAACAUGGGCGUUCUCCAGGCCUCGCCGCUGGAGCAGCAUUCUGCACCGCUGCCUUCCUGCCCGAGGCUUCCCCUUGGGCUCUGGGGAGAUUUCAGGCAAAAUUUAAAAAUCCAUGACAAAAUCAAGGUGCUGGUCCCGCGUGGGGGUUGGCUUGAAUGCUACAUGGCCCAGCCCACCGCCAAGGCCGCUCUUACCAGAUGUACCAGACAGACAUUUGUUUAAAUUAACUCCUGCAUUUUAAUUCAAUUGCUGAGUUUGUAGAAAAGGGGAAAAACAAUAAUCCAAAUAUUCUGUUACAGCUCAGUGUGGAAUCAAAAAAAAUUACUUGGAGCAGCAGCCUCGCUAAUUCUGGAGAGAGGCAGCUCCAGUCUCCGCGUGCUGCCCCCAGUUCUGGGGGUGGGGCUGAGCGGGGGAGAAAACAGGGUUCCUCCUCGCUUGCUGGCGAGGAAGUCGCCCCCGCCCCGGUCGUGCUGGCAGCCGGCUGUAUUUCUGUAUCACAUCCGUCGGCAGGGCUCGAAUAUUCCCAGGAAGCCUUGGAUCAAGACGCAUGGACCCGUCUCGAGUCUGGCGGAGCCACUGUGGCCCUUUGCGGAGCUGAAGCCCGGCCUCCGGUCACCGUCAGCCCCCCGCAGACUCCACGUGCAAGGGGGAGGCAGCAGGCAGCCAGGCUGGAGGUGCCUUGCACCCUGCAGAGCCCCCUCGGCUCCAUGGCCCCAGGUGGAGCACCAUGGGCACCUGGCCGCACGUCAGCCCGGGAUCUCCCUGGGCAGGGAUGGGUGGCCUCACCUGCUCACCACGGGGCAUUACGUGGAUGUGGGUGGGGGUGCACAGCGACGGGAGGGUGGGGGUUCUGUAGUAGCAGAAGCCCAGAUCAUUGGAGCCGAGGAGCUAGGGGAGAAGGGCGGACCCAGGCGAGGGUCUCCCGCCCUGAGGACCCCGUGUUCCUGCUCUGAGUCUGUCAUGAGCAGCCAGGGGACCUCAGGUCACCACCCCCCGCCUCUGCUACUCACCCAUUCCUGAGGGUCAGCCUCCCAGUUGACCAGCCGGGCUGUUGAGAGAACCAAA
Equus caballus (horse) is the source of this 5456-nucleotide messenger RNA. It is a transcript of the gene ADRA2C, whose product is annotated as adrenoceptor alpha 2C. Gene Ontology annotation, molecular function: epinephrine binding; alpha2-adrenergic receptor activity. The record is from RefSeq and is a predicted model, not a curated record. Gene Ontology annotation, cellular component: plasma membrane. NCBI's taxonomy places the organism in Eukaryota, Metazoa, Chordata, Mammalia, Perissodactyla, Equidae. Gene Ontology annotation, biological process: regulation of vasoconstriction; regulation of smooth muscle contraction; platelet activation.